ACCAAUCCUUUUUUUGCUCGAAAACAAUGUCUUUGACUGGUCGUUCUCGUGUCACGGUUAAUGGAAUCCGAAGAAUGAGAACCUUCCAUUACUUCUGGUGUCAAAUUUGCCGACGUACUGUAAGGAUUAAUUCCUCCACAAAUCCGUAUGAAACCUUAUGUCCCUAUUGUUUCAGUGAGUUACGUCUUGAGCUAGACAUAUCCAGGCAUAGGCUUGUCACUGCAGGACUCACAGCCGUCGAACCCUCCCCCGCUAUCCGGUCCCUCGACACCUUGGCUCGUCUGCUGGACCCUGCAUUGUCGUCGUCAUCGUCUAUAAGGCGUCCUAAUACCGAUUUUGGCAGGAGACUUGAAUGGGUGUCAGAAACUGAAAAUGAUCCAGUUCAACAAUCUUGGAUCACCCUCCAAUUUGUUGCACCAACUCGUCCAACAAGACCCGUUUCUCCACCACCAGAUAUGUCUCUCCAAGAUAAUAAUACAAGUGAUUUCACAUUUGGGAACACACUAAAUGAGUUCAUCGAAGGCAUGGCACUGCUGAAUGAUUGGCCCGGACCGCCUCCUGCACGCUCUUUGGCUAUCGAAGCCUUGCCAAUGGUGAAAGUCACAAGAAGGCUUUUGGAUAAUGACCCAAGUUGCCCCAUAUGCAAGGAAGAGUUUGAGCUUGGUGGGGAGAUGAGAGAAAUGCCAUGCAAGCAUUUCUAUCAUAAUGAUUGCAUUGUCCCUUGGCUAAGCAUCCACAACACUUGUCCUGUUUGCCGCCAUGAAGUACUGCUAUUGCAAGACACUACUUCUAACAACGAUCUUGAAGACACAAAUGAUCAUGAUGGCUUUCGCUUUGAAAACGUGACAAACGGCCUCAACUGGUGGUGGAGUCAGCUGUAUUCUUUGUGGCCUUUACGUGCACUGUCAAAUUGGACACAUCGCUUCCUUUAUUCUGAAGAUACUCGUUAUCCUGAUGGUAUCUCUUGGUUGAUGCUCAUGGCUUAUUCCAUUGCUUUGUAUAUAUGUCACUACAUGUGCUAAACGAGUUUCAUACUUGUGAGCUUUAUAAUUGUAUUCUUCUUAAGGCAGGUAAAAAUUAAUUAUUGUAAUUAUUUUCAAGAUAGCCCUG
Molecule: messenger RNA, 1110 nt
Organism: Quercus lobata
Lineage: Eukaryota; Viridiplantae; Streptophyta; Magnoliopsida; Fagales; Fagaceae
Product: probable E3 ubiquitin-protein ligase RHC1A
Exons: 2
Coding region: 27-1022 (331 amino acids)
Biological process (GO): protein ubiquitination
Cellular component (GO): cytoplasm
Molecular function (GO): ubiquitin protein ligase activity
Source: RefSeq, a predicted model, not a curated record